Triticum aestivum (bread wheat) is the source of this 867-nucleotide messenger RNA. RefSeq names its product dehydrin Rab15-like. Gene Ontology annotation, biological process: cold acclimation; response to water deprivation; response to abscisic acid. NCBI's taxonomy places the organism in Eukaryota, Viridiplantae, Streptophyta, Magnoliopsida, Poales, Poaceae. The record is from RefSeq and is a predicted model, not a curated record. Gene Ontology annotation, cellular component: cytosol. Bases 77 to 526 code for a protein of 149 amino acids. The transcript is spliced from 2 exons.
AGGCUUUGAGUCCAUUUUGGGACCGGUUCAGGGGAUAGAUACAGCAGCAAGUCCAACAACGGUAGUAGUAACAAAGAUGGAGGAGUACCAGGGGCAGCACGGUCACGCCGUCGACGAGUACGGCGACCCCGUGGCCGGGCACGGCAACCCUGUGGCACCCUCCGCCGCCGGCGCGUUCACGGGCGCCGGCGGGCAGCUCCAGCACGGCAGGGAGGAGCACAAGACCGGCGGGAUACUGCACCGCUCCGGCAGCUCCAGCUCCAGCUCGUCUUCUGAGGACGACGGCAUGGGCGGGAGGAGGAAGAAGGGCGUCAAGGAGAAGCUCCCGGGUGGCCACAAAGACAACCAGCAGCACAUGGCCGCGGGAACUGGAGCUGGCGGGGCUUAUGGGCAGCACACGGCCGCGGGAACUGGGGCCGGCGGAGACUACGGCCAGCAUGGGCACGCAGGAAUGGCCGGCGCCGGCGCCGGCGAGAAGAAGGGACUCGUGGACAAGAUCAAGGAGAAGCUGCCCGGACAGCACUGAGCUGCCGGCCCCGGCUGGCUGUCCGCUGCCUACUAGUCCUUUUGAGCUAAGGCUCGAGCUGAAUAAAAACAAAUUGAGCAACUCGAGCUGAAUAAAUAAGAUGCCCGUGAUAACGUCCGUAUGCCGUUCUAGCGUGCGCCGUGUGUCUUUUUUUUCCCCACGGCGGACUUCUAAAACGGAUGUAUUAUCUGUCCGUAGAUGUAUUAUCUGUCCGUGCACAGUGGUACAGGAGCCGAGCUAGUCGUUCAACCGACGGGGCCUGGUCAUUCAACCACCGUGUACCUUAAAUGUCUACAUAUAUUUUAAUGAAAUUUGAACAAGCAUGACGAUUUCCAUUAAAA